Messenger RNA from Hydatigera taeniaeformis, 520 nucleotides. The record is from the annotation of a GenBank genome assembly. Lineage: Eukaryota; Metazoa; Platyhelminthes; Cestoda; Cyclophyllidea; Taeniidae.
ACUGGAGAUGAUCGCAAAAACCAUGAUAAAGGAAGCUUUGCCGAUAAAGUGUCUCGAAGCUGUUGUCUUGGCCAUAUACUUAACGCGGAAAUGUGUAGAAUUACAGCGGUUUGUUAUGUCAUUCAUAUCCAUGCAUGGUGAAAAUAAAUACAGUCACGUCGUUUUGGGUGUCUGCUGCCGCGGACGUUUUGGAGCCGUUGGGCUGAGUCGUCAAACCGAUCUGAUGUUCAAACCGCUAAGAUACAGCAAGCUUUCCGAACUUAUCAACGACUUCCUCUUCGCCUAUAGUGGUCACGGACACAAGGUUGUGAAACUAAAUAUCAGUACCACGAUCCCGCACUUCCCUCAUUUUCUGGAAACAAUUAAUUGGAAAGGUUUCACUUUCCUCCCCAUAGCUCAUUUGGAUAAUCGUUGGGCACCCGUGGUUGAUGAGUAUGCUAGAAUCAGCACUGAUGGACAGUCUACAUCAGGUUCGAACAGGAAACUUGAGCAUUUUUCCGUCCAAUUUCAGUUUACGUAG